Molecule: messenger RNA, 929 nt
Organism: Vitis riparia (riverbank grape)
Lineage: Eukaryota; Viridiplantae; Streptophyta; Magnoliopsida; Vitales; Vitaceae
Product: vacuolar protein sorting-associated protein 55 homolog
Exons: 5
Coding region: 219-560 (113 amino acids)
Biological process (GO): late endosome to vacuole transport via multivesicular body sorting pathway
Cellular component (GO): endosome
Source: RefSeq, a predicted model, not a curated record
AGUUGAGAUAAAUUCAGGGUUACCCGCGACAACUUACCUAUAGGCUAUAAGCGAGCAAGUUACCGGAGAGAAGGGUUUGGCUUCAUUUUUUGAUUCCUUCCUCCCUUGGAUCUUUUGCCUUGGUGUGUAGCGAAUCUUUCCCCUUCUUCUCUCCGGUCCCCUCUUUCUAAUUGCUUAGAAAUGGCCAUGACGAUCGAAGCCUUGCUGGUCUUGCUUUUAUGUUUUCAUCCAGUAUCCUGCUGCAGAUCCUGGCUUGUGCACUAUACAACAACUGGUGGCCAAUGUUAUCAGCUCUCAUGUAUAUACUGGUGCCUAUGCCUUGUUUGUUCUUUGGGGGUGGUUCCACUCAAUUCUUAACCAGCCGAGAUGGUGGGGGCUGGAUAGAUGCGGCUAAGUUCUUAACAGGGGCAUCAGCAGUGGGGAGCGUAGCCAUUCCUAUUAUCCUUAGGCAUGCUGAUCUGAUAGGGAAUGGAGCUAUGUGGAUUGAGUUCUUCUCCUUCCUCGUAUUUGUCUGCACUGUCAUGUGUUUUCAUCAUGCUAACCUUGAAGAUGAAUGGUGAACGAGCAUUCUACAUUGGAGAUACAGCCGUGCAAGUGUUGUGUUGUUGAUAAUUUGGGCCAGUUUUAGUAGGUUACUUAUAAAAAUUAUGAGCUGCAUACAAGGAAAGGGAAAAAAAAUGGGAAACUUACCACUCUGUAACUCUGGAAUCUGUUUCUGUGCAUCUUCAGAAAACAGGUCUGAUAAACUCAUGUAUUACUCCACUGUACUCGGUUUGCUCACUGUAAUGGGUUGGAGUUUGAGGUUGGAAAUCUUAUUUAACAUUCUUAGAAGAGAAACUCUGGAAAAACGUUACUUCUCUUUUUCUUUCAAGCCAAGGUUUAUUGGCUCCAAUGAAAAAGAAAUCUGUUUAUAUUCUGAAGUUUUAUUA